Messenger RNA from Protopolystoma xenopodis, 813 nucleotides. Lineage: Eukaryota; Metazoa; Platyhelminthes; Monogenea; Polystomatidea; Polystomatidae. The record is from the annotation of a GenBank genome assembly.
UUUAUUCCUGUGCCCAUUGAGCUGACUCUUGUCCCUGGUCGUCACCGCAAACUAGUUGGGCGUUCUGCUGGCACUAAGGUCUCAUCAUUGCACUCUCAUGAGAUGGCCUCUCCCACUAUUCGUCUUUAUCCUGCUUCUGUUGUUUGUAGUACCACCGAUACUAAUAACAGCCAAUCUGUAGUCACCUCGAAGCUUGAAGGCUCAAUCAAAGCUAAGCUCGCUACGGCUGCCGGUCCCUCACUUGACAAUACGCUAUCGUCUCCGGAUGAUCGGCCUGAUACUCCCGUGUACACGGCAACCCCAUCCAGUCCAAACAUUGCUGAAUACUUAGCCAAUACAUCCACAACCACACCUAUGGCCGCAGCCGUCACUACUAGCCCCUCUACUGCCAUCUCUGGUUUUGACUCGUCUCCUAUUGUCAACAGCGCCGUCAGUGACGUCAGUUCUGAUGCAGGAGUUAACUCCAUGGAUUCUGACUUAUAUUCCUGCGAUCAAUUGACUACUGAUUUGGCCAGCCUUGAGGACGCGAUGCGUGCUCCCGCUACAUAUUUGGCCCGACAUUGGCCAGAAGCGGCGCGUCACUUUGGUCUCCUCCCAACCCAGUCGGCGCGGGGGGAGACCCUUGUUGGCUACUCGUCUUGUGAAAACAAUGUUGCUAUCACUCCUGAACAACUCUCCGCGGGCCAUGAUGGAGCUCUCUUAGGUGGCCCUGAGACGAUUCUUUGUGUUCUUACUACUACUGCCUGCUUCGCGCCUCGGGUACCUGAUAGGCGAGUCUUUUACUUCAUACCUUUACAUAGAAUCAAUAGCUAG